AAAACCAUCCUGGUAAUCCCUUUUCUUUCCUCAGACACCUGCAUGUUUGGUUAGCAGGACAGAGGGAUUACACACUUACAAAACAAUACAAGGACUUUAACAGCAACAGCAGCUAUGGUGGAUGCAGCAGCAGCAGAGCAGUUCCUGGAUGCCAACCCGCAGUUCGCUAAGCAGUACUACGACAUCCACUUCCGGCCUAAGGUCAUCUCAGACCUGCUGGACAACAACCGGAAGACAAAGAUGGACAUCGACAAGUUCCACGACCUGACCAUGGUGGAGGAGAGCGAGGUCCUUUUCGAUCUGAUGCGGGACAUCCAGGACAACCUGCAAAUGGAGAAGUCUGUCUUUAACCUCAUGAGACACCUCAGCUUCAUUAUGAGGGCCGAACGCAUGAGCCUCUUCAUGUACCGGCAGAGGAAUGGAGUGGCCGAGCUGGCAACCAGGUUAUUUAAUGUCAGUAAAGACUCCAUGUUUGAUGACUGCCUGGUACAGCCUGACAGUGAGAUUGUCUACCCGUUGGAUAUGGGCAUCGUGGGCCACGUGGCGUCCACCAAGAAGAUGGUCAACAUUGCUGAUGUGUCUGAGAGCACUCAUUACAGUGACUUUGUGGACGAGCUGACGCGUAAGACAAAGAGCAUCCUCGCCAUCCCCAUCAUGAACGGUAAAGACAUGGUGGCCGUCAUGAUGGCCCUCAACAAUUUAGAUGGGCCGUGCUUCACUGCAAAGGAUGAAGAGACCUUAAACAAGUAUCUCAACUUUGCCAACCUGAUCCUGAGAGUUUUCCACCUGAGCUACCUGCACAACUGCGGACCAGGAGGGACAGGUGAGACUGCAGAGCAUGUAGUGCUGCUGUGGUCGGCCAGCAAGGUGUUUGAAGAGCUGACGGACAUAGAGAGGCAAUUCCACAAGGCCCUGUACACAGUCAGAGCUUUCCUCAACUGUGACCGUUACUCUGUGGGUCUGCUGGACAUGACCAAGACCAAGGAGUUCUUUGACCUGUGGCCAGUUCAGAUGGGAGAAGUUCCACCGUAUAAUGGACCCAAAACUCCUGAUGGCAGGGAAAUUAUCUUCUACAAACUGAUUGACUACGUCCUGCAUGGCAAAGAGGACAUCAAAGUCAUACCGAAUCCUCCCGCAGAUCACUGGUCUGUUAGCGUCCUACCUACCUACGUGUGCAGAGACGGGACUGAUCUCCAACGGAAGCUGGGGUGGUCAGUCGAGCAGAACGCCAUUAGGGCUUAUUACACAGUUGUCAGUGUGCACACUGUUGUGGAAAUGAAAAGUUCAGCCACACGCUGCAUGAG
Etheostoma spectabile (orangethroat darter) is the source of this 1304-nucleotide messenger RNA. RefSeq names its product rod cGMP-specific 3',5'-cyclic phosphodiesterase subunit alpha-like. The record is from RefSeq and is a predicted model, not a curated record. Gene Ontology annotation, molecular function: protein binding. NCBI's taxonomy places the organism in Eukaryota, Metazoa, Chordata, Actinopteri, Perciformes, Percidae.